AUGCGACGCAACAAUUACCCCUACCAGCCGCUGAACCAACAGCCUCCUGGUUCAUCCUCUUCCUCUCACCAUCCAGAUAGCUUGGAGGCUGAAAAUGAACGCGCCGCCGAAGAACUGACACAGAAAAUCGGCGCCCUCAAAUCCCUAACCAUCGAUAUUGGCAAUGAAGUACGUUACCAGGACAAAUUGCUCCGCGGCAUUGACGAUGACAUGGAUCGCACCGGUGGAUUCCUAAGCAAUACAAUGACGCGAGUGGUACGGCUGGCCAAACAAGGUGGCGGAGCUAGACAAAUGUGUUACAUGUUCCUCUUUGUGCUCUUUGUCUUUCUCCUGCUUGCGUUGGUAUUGAAAUUUAAAUAGCCAGCUGGAUAUAAUUUCUAAAUUUUGUAUACAUCUAGUAAGUUAGACAACAGGGAAGUCGGAGAAGCGUACCCAUUAAAAUAUAAGAAA
Molecule: messenger RNA, 450 nt
Organism: Drosophila willistoni
Lineage: Eukaryota; Metazoa; Arthropoda; Insecta; Diptera; Drosophilidae
Gene: Bet1
Product: BET1 homolog
Exons: 2
Coding region: 1-360 (119 amino acids)
Biological process (GO): endoplasmic reticulum to Golgi vesicle-mediated transport; vesicle fusion with Golgi apparatus
Cellular component (GO): SNARE complex; Golgi trans cisterna
Molecular function (GO): SNAP receptor activity
Source: RefSeq, a predicted model, not a curated record